UCUCCUUUCCACUGUGUUGGGUCUUCUUUGCUGCACGCAGGCUUUCUCUAGUUGCAGUGAGCGGGGGCUACCCUUCAUUGCGGUGCAUGGGCUUCUCAUUGCAGUGGCUUCUCUUGUUGCAGAGCAUGGGUUCUAGGUAUGUGGGCUUCAGUAGUUGUGGCUUGUGGGCUCAGUAGUUGUGGCUCACAGGCUCUAGAGCACUGCCUCAGUAGUUGUGGUGCACAGGCUUAGCUGCUCCGUGGCAUGUAGGGUCUUCCUGGACCAGGGAUCGAACCCAUGUCCCCUGCAUUGGCAGGCGUAACCACUGAGCCACCAGGGAAGUCCUGGUGCUGGAUGUUGAUAGUGGGAGAGGUUGUGUGUGUGUGUGGAGGGGUGUUGGGGGGUCAGAUGGCAUAUGGAAGCUCUGUGUUUUCUGCUCAGUUUUGCUGUGAACCUUAAACUGCUCUAAAAAUUAAAGUCUAAAGAAAGAAGCAAAGGAGGAUGAGGAGGAAGGGGGUGAGGAACACGAAGAGGGCCAGGGCAAGGAUGGAGAGGAGGAGGGGUGACCUCACAAGGCCCAUCUCAGUGGGCACCACGUCUGAAAGUUGCCCUGCGUCUCUCUCGUCUCCCUCCUGGCGGAAGAAUUAAUUGCUCCUUUAUCUGUAUUUUCAUUGUGUUCUUAUUCCUACUUCUUUUAUAGUUCGUAUCACUUUAUUAUAGUUGUUUGCAGGCCUUACUUACUGAACUAUGACCUGCCUGAGGGCAGAGGCAAUGCCUUAUUUUCUUGAUAUUUCUACUAGAAAUACUACAUGGUAGAGUUCAGUUGAAAGUGUGGUGUGUGUAUGAAUGAAGAACAUCUUAAAGCGGCAGUGUUAAGUGCAGUUUUAAAGGAUUCUGCUCUAGAAUCUGUUGUUCUUCAGGCUUUUUGGUAACCUAAAAAAAGCUCCCUCUACGUGGCUCAUCCUUGGGACCGUGUCCAGGAUGUGAGCGAGAGCACUGAGGACAUGUGACAGUCCUAGACAAACGACUUAUCCCUACUGAGUCUCCUCCAAUAGGCAGCGUACUAUUCUAGUAGAGCUGUUGGAAAAUACUCUUCCUUGGGGAUAAUCUAACCAUGUGCACACUGAAAUCUGGGACCAGACUUCUGUGUGGUGACGAAGGUCAACUGGGAAGAUGUCAUUGGGGGGAGAGGAGAAGAUCUCAUUCUACUGAAAGCCACCACUGCCACCUCAGGAUGGCUGCCUGACAUGCUCAGGGUUGCUGGGAGAAGACAGCUGUUUACGAACCAGGAAGUAGGUCUCACCAGACACAGAAUCUGCUGUUGCCUUCAUUUCGGACUUCCCAGCCUCCAGAACUAUGAGAAAUAAGUGUUUGUUGUUUAAGCACCCAGUCUAUGGUGUCUUGUUAUGGCAGCCCAAACUGACGAGGUCAGGGAUUUGUGCACAUGUUAGAAAAUUGAUGUAGAGUGCAGGGCCUGUCUGUAUUUAGGUAGCGUAAGAAGAAGUAGGGUCAAAACGAAAGAUGGAAGAUUGGAAUAAAAUGAGAAAACACUUUAUUCGUAGAUUUGAAAAUACCAGAUUGGUUUGUCAAAGGGUGUGUGUGUGUGUGUGUGUGUGUGUGUCUGUGUCGCAUGUCCUAAAAGUCUUUAUGCAGUUUAAGUUUCACUGACUUCAGAAAAAUAAGUGCUAUGGACUUAUCCUCAAGAUCUCGUUUAAUUAUUUACAUUUAUUUUAUAGUAACUUUAGUUUUGUGAAUGUUGAAUAAUGAAUUUCAUUUUAAUUAUUUGAGUCAGCCCCUCUGACUGAAGAUGGUAAUGGCUGACUGCAACACAAAGCAAAAUUCCCUAUUCAACAUUUAGAAAACAGGAUAAAAGAACUUUUAAGUUCUUUAUAACUGGGUUUGUGUAGUGAAAAGAUUCUAUAGGAAAGAUGGAUUUAAGGACGUAUAUGAUCCUGAGUAUAAAUGUGUGGGUACAAGCAAAAAUUCCAGACAGUAUUUCAGACACUUAAGGCAGUGGAGUUGGUGAGACCCAAGUCAAGUUUCUAUCAAACAGUAAAGGGGACCCAGGUAGUAUCUGGGUUACAGAUGGGACAAGCAGAAAAUUUCAUUACUGUAAAUAUAUGAAACCAUGAAAGGAUGGAGUUGGAAAAUAGGAUGGCAGGGUAGGGCAGAGGGACCUGGAAGGCCCAGCAGGGGCGGAAGGGUCUGCUGGACUGGUGGGUGGGGGAGGGGCUGUGGACACACCCUCUCCAUGUUGUCCCCUCCCCCACACUCAGAAACCCUUUGUGACUCUUCAGUGCUCUGUGAUGCAGGCCUGGGACUGCACUCGCACUCUCAGUGCUCAGUGUGUUCAGGCAGUCUUGCGGUUCAGAAAUGGGAUUCAGAGAAUGGAAUGUUCUCUCAUUUUUGAACAGCGUUAUCGACCCAUGUCUGAGCUGUGACUCAACAUCCUCGGAUAUUUACCGAAACCUCAUCGUCCUGUGCGAGUUGGUGUUGCUUCUUCUGUUGCUGUGGUACCUGGUGAGCUUGCCAUUUUCACCUACCUUCAGUAAAACCAAAGACAUCCGAAAGCGUCAGGGCAGAGCCAAGAGGAGAAGGAAAGGUGGAACACCGAAAGGUUGGAGAUGUCACCAGACAGAAAUAGAGGAGAAAACGAAGCUGAUUUCUAUUCUGAAAAGCCUCCUGGGCCAGCACGAUGACAACACCCGCAUUCGUCGGCUCUUAUGUCCAGACCCCUUCUGUGAGGCGUGUAAUAAUGCAACUGCUGAGAUCAAUCGGCUGCUACUCCCAGGGGCCCUGGAAGAUUCUGCUUCCUCUGUGUCCCCCUUGGCUUCCACAGCUCCUGUGACUGAGUCGUCAUUUACUCUGUCCCCUGCCUUCUCAACAGUCCCUCCAAGAGACCUAACACCAGCCUCUCUUCUUGAGCCUUCCCCACUGCCCCCCUCCGUUCUCUCCCCUAGCCCAAUGACCCCCUUAGUUGACUCUUUUUCACCCUCCCCAUUGGGUCAUUCUCUGGCACCAGAGCCUUUUCCUUCCUUGGAUUCCGAAUUCCCAGUGGACUAUUCCCCACCCCAACCCCUUGCCUUUCCCCCUCUCCUACCACAUGACACUCAGACAGCAGAUCCUGUUCUCCCACGAGAGGCCACUUUGUCUCCGGAUACCGUUUUCUCUCUUGACCCCACCCUUUCCCAAGAUAUCAAUCCCCUAUCAGAUUUGUCCCAGGCAAUGAAUCACCCCGAUUCUUUUGCUUGUCAUCAUGCACCACCAACUCUGAUGUCUCUUUCACCACAGCCAGAGUGCACUUUAUCUGUGACUCAAUCUGUGACUCCAGAACAGGAGAACUUAUCUCCAGAUAGCUCUGGUGGGUUAUCCACUUGUGUGUCAACAAUCAGAGGCACUGAGCAUUCAAGCCUGUCAAUUGCAGACUUCUCCUGGUGGCAAGCUCAUGCCAAAGACUCGUUCCCUUCCACGUUGGCACAAUGUGAUUUGAAUCAGGAGUUUCUUGACCUCCAUUCUUCAGAGGCCUCUUUUGGGGGAGACCCUGCAGCCAACCUUGUAGAGCCUGGUAACCUCUCAUUUCUCAGCCCUGAUGUCCUGGCACUCCUGGAGAGACAAGUCCAAAAGAGGAGCGAUUUCCUGAUGUGGAAGGAAAAGGAAAAUGAAAAAGAUUCUCUUCCAGAACAACUUAGGCCAGACUACCAACGAAAUUCUUCGUGGAAAAUGUUAGAGUCAACUGCUGAUAAGCAUGACUCGGCAGUCUGCCUUCCCUUUUGGAGCAGCAGAGACAAAUCACAGGAGCUGCAUGUGCGUCAGCAGCCCCCAUAUCCUAAGACCCUGGAGGACCAUUUACAGCAAAAACCUAUCCAGUUCUUCUGGGGUCUCCCGUCUCUGCACAGCGAGUCCUUGCCCUCUGCUGUUCAUGUCUUGGCUGACAGUUCCUCAAUCUUUAUUUUCAAUAGAAACUCGAAUGCCUCCACAGGCCAAGAAUCACCAGUGCUUCCUGAUCCCCUGCCUCUGUCCUUGCCUGAGAUUCAGCCUGAGCCCUUGCCUCAAACCCUGCCUCAAUCUCAGCCCCUACCUCUCACUCAGGUCCAGUCCCAGGCCGACCCUCAGUCUCCACUCCCAGUCAUACCAUCUGAUCCUCUACCCCAGAUCAGGACCUGUGGAGUAAGUUUCCACAGACCUCAGGAUGAGUCCGAGUCUCUCUCCUCAUCUGAAAUUCAACAGCUGGAAUGGAACAUUUUGCAGAAACAACAGGAAAAUUUGUGGGGUUUACCCUCUGUGGUCCAAAGAUCUUGGGAAGACUUUUGUCCAUCAGCUCCUAACACUCCUCGCCACCGGGCCCCCCAGGCCCAUGUUUCAAUCUCCAUCCUUCCUGGGGAGUUUCCUCUCAGUGAUGAAGUUCGGAAGAAACUAGAGCAUCACCUUCGAAAGAGGCUCAUCCAACACCGGUGGGGCCUGCCCCGCAGAAUCUACGAGUCUGUGUCACUGAUAUUGCCUCCAAAUGGUUUUUCAGAGGCAUCUGAGUCGGUGAGCAAUAAUGGAGUCUCACUGAUCUCUGUGUUUAAGGGUCAGAGUAGCAAAAAUGGAAAUGUUGGAUUGAGCCAAACUGGAGGCUUCCAUGAGAGGAGCUCAGAAAUGUUCCAGCUAGAGGAAGGUGUGGGGAAGGAUCUGGGACACAGCCUAGAGAAUGGCCCAAAAGAUCACCUGUUGAAUGACCCAAAGAGCUCUUCAGGUAAGGAUCUGGGGUAUGACUCUGAGAAAGACCUAAAGAGUCAGAUGGUGAGUCUCUCAGAGAAAAAUCCAAGGAUGUCAGCAGAGAGUCUAGGUCAGAGACAACUUCAAAAUGUCCUAAAAGUACAUUUGAGCAAGAAGUUUGGAGAAAUAAAUGAGGGUCGGCUCCCUGGGACUGUGCAUAAUUCAUGGCAUGCUAUCAAGCAAACAUUGCUUCUUUCUGUGAAAUCCCACACCCAAACAAAACAGAGAAGUGUGCCAUCAUCAGUGGGUGCGGCCUACUCCCUGAAUACCUUCCAGGACCUGACUUUUGUUGAUUCCAAUACACAACAGAUGCUGGAAGCCCAUAUUAAAAGGUUUCAUAUGAGGAUGUUGUGGGCCCUUCCCCGCAAGGUCCUUGAAUCCAUACAGAUCUUUAAAUUGAAAGAUGCCUCAUCCCAGUCCUUGUCUCAUGCCAACUUGCCCUCCUCAACCAAUGUGAUUUCUGAGGCAGACUCCAAAUCUGGGAGCUUCAAGUCCUUUAGAGGAAGCUCUGAAUCUCUCCAUGGAGACAAAGCGGGAACAACAAAUUCAGCCCCUGUCCUGGAUCGUUCUCUCCCUGCCACCUCACCUGUGGGCAAAGGAGGACAGAGGGUCCUGAGACAAUCACGCUCUGAUGUCAACCGUAGGCUGGCAGAGGAUGUUCAGAGAAUUAAGGCUGCCAGACAGACUCCUCUGUCUGUUUCACUCUCCAUCACAGGGAAAGCAGGUCCUAGACAGACUCAACUAGCCAACAGAUAUCCCCAAAAGCUGCUUGCAAAGCAAGCUGGGGCCAGAUAUGAGCCGAAGCAUAAGAGUGUGAGUUUCAGUGAUAAAGGAGAAAUGCAACGGGGCAAAAAGGUGGAGAAGUCAGAACCUGUUUCCAUGCCCAGAUUGUCUAGGGAGGUAUUCGCGGCUGAGGAGCCUGAUCCUCUUCAAAUAAAAACUAGUGACAUGGUGACAACUAGCAAGGUGACAACGAGCUCCCAAAUGAUAAAUGUGAAUGAGAAUAAAGCAGAAACUACCGUGACCACUGGAAGCCCCCCACCCAAAUUACCAGUUCGCCACGAUCCUAAAUCAUUAGACCUUAAAGAACAACUGUUCCGUGAGUUAAACUUUAAACUGGAGAACAGGGAGCAUAGCCAGGCUCAAGGCCAACCCACUGACACAUCCCUUGCUUCAGAUAACUUGACUUACGAGGCCUCACUGACUCAUGCCCAAGGUGUCUCAGGUGGGGACAUGGGAGCUUCCCAGGUGCUGCAUGUCCAUUUGGAGGACAGAGGAAUCAGGAUGGAGCAGCAGCAGAAACCUUGGGCCCCUAAGCAGGAUAAGAACUUCCCACCAACUGCAAAGAGAGUGAGCCCUCUGGAGCCCAAGGCAAAAGAGCUUGAUGGAGGGGAUAAAGGCUUGGGGACAUCCCAACUUAGGAGGAAGAGUUUCCCUACUCAGGAGAAGGUACUAGGGCAGACACGUGCGAGCAAGUCUUCCCAGACCCUAUCACAGAAAGGACAGCCUCUUCCUGAAGGCCAUAACGGAAAAAGAAUGAUGCACUUCUUGCAAUGGCUUUAUUCUGGGAUAAAAUACGAACGUCAAGAAGAUGCCCAGGAAAAGGGCAGCCCCAUAUCAACUGUGCAGAACAGAGGCCUAGUUAAAAGUAAAGCUGCCUUUACUGGGACAACUGAAGCUCAGAAAAUCGUGACAGACAACGGGAAGUUCCUAGAGGAGCAACUGGGGUGUCAGCAUGCAAUUGAUGUCACCUGCUCUCAAGGGCCCCGUCCUCCCCCAGUGCAGGUGAGGAAAACUCAGCAAAAGGCGGAAGUGCAGGUCCGGACAGAGCCUGUCCAGGGAUAUCCUGUCAACUACAGGGCUCCCUCCUGUAAAGUGACAAAUAUCAAGUCCUGCCAUCAAAUAUCAAGUCCUACCUUUGCUGGCCAGAGUUAUCCUCCAAGUACAAGACAGAUCAGAGAUAAGAAGAGACACCCCCAGAAAGUUGUGGCAUUCAAGGACCAGCAACUAUGUCACAGACAUCUCCCACCAGUGUCCCACGGGGAGCCUGUGCCCCAUCCAAGCCCCACCCACAGGCGUCAAGCUGGCCAGGCACCCACGGCUGCUCUCAGCACUGCUGAAGGCACUGUGUCUGGACAUCGGUCUCUACUCUUUAGACAGAAAACAAUUCUCCAGAAUUCCCAGGGAGGAAGACUUCCCAUCCAGAAAUAACUCCUUCCUUGUGGAGAUUAUUGAUUCUCCCAAAUAAAUAGUUAUCUAAUAA
Orcinus orca (killer whale) is the source of this 7000-nucleotide messenger RNA. Its product is annotated as spermatogenesis-associated protein 31D4. The record is from RefSeq and is a predicted model, not a curated record. The coding region runs from base 2353 to 6948 and encodes 1531 amino acids. The transcript is spliced from 5 exons. NCBI's taxonomy places the organism in Eukaryota, Metazoa, Chordata, Mammalia, Artiodactyla, Delphinidae.